This is a messenger RNA of Notolabrus celidotus (New Zealand spotty), 9868 nucleotides long. RefSeq names its product myosin, heavy chain 14, non-muscle (gene myh14). Gene Ontology annotation, molecular function: actin filament binding; ATP binding; cytoskeletal motor activity. The record is from RefSeq and is a predicted model, not a curated record. The transcript has 46 exons. The coding region runs from base 226 to 6363 and encodes 2045 amino acids. Gene Ontology annotation, cellular component: myosin complex. NCBI's taxonomy places the organism in Eukaryota, Metazoa, Chordata, Actinopteri, Labriformes, Labridae.
UUUUCAUUGGAGUCGUUUCUUUCUGAUGCGUGGCUGAAAACUGUCUCCUGAGAGAAGUGUGAGUGCGGCUCCACACAGAGAGCGCUGCAAUGAUAAAAGCCGCAUAUGCGGUAGGCUACACACCUAUCAGGCAGGGAAAUAUCUAAGAACCAGCCUCACCCCGGUUCUCCUCGCUCCACAGCCUUAUCCACGACUCAGAGCGGAACCUGAAGUGCCAGUGCAACCAUGACCAAGCCAGUGGGGGGCGUUGCCAAUGAUAUUACCCGCUACCUGACAUCAGGGGCGGGGCCCGGACCUGGAUCUCCCACCUCCAACUCGGUGUUCUCUGCUGCGAGCCAGGCUGACUGGGCUGCAAAGAGGCUGGUAUGGGUGCCGUCAGAGAAGAACGGCUUUGAGUCGGCCAGUAUUCGUGAAGAGCGCGGCGAUGAGGUGGAGGUCGAGCUCACGGAGAGCCAGCGGCGGGUCACCCUGUCCAGGGAGGAGAUUCAACGGAUGAACCCCCCACGUUUCAGUAAAGUGGAGGACAUGGCCGACCUCACCUGCCUCAACGAAGCCUCUGUGCUGCACAACCUGAGAGAGAGAUACUACUCCGGCCUGAUCUAUACAUAUUCAGGGCUGUUCUGUGUCGUGGUGAAUCCUUACAAGAACCUGCCCAUCUACACAGAGUCCAUCGUGGAGAUGUACCGUGGCAAAAAACGUCACGAGAUGCCCCCGCACAUCUACGCCAUAUCAGAGGCAGCCUAUCGCAGCAUGUUACAAGACAGAGAAGAUCAGUCAAUCCUUUGCACAGGCGAGUCUGGAGCUGGGAAAACAGAGAACACAAAGAAAGUCAUCCAGUAUUUGGCUCACGUGGCCUCCUCCCAUAAGGGUGGCACACCGGGCAGGAACAAGGAAGCUAUACAGAGUAUGCAAUAUGGCGAGCUUGAGAGACAGCUGCUGCAGGCCAACCCCAUACUGGAGGCCUUUGGCAACGCAAAGACUGUCAAGAACGACAACUCCUCAAGAUUUGGGAAAUUCAUCCGCAUCAAUUUUGACGUUGCCGGGUACAUUGUUGGUGCCAACAUUGAGACCUACCUCCUUGAAAAGUCCCGGGCCACCCGGCAGGCCAAAGAUGAGAGGACUUUCCACGUCUUUUACCAGAUGUUGUGUGGAGCUCCAGAAGCAACGAGAGCGGACCUGCUGUUGGGAACUGCCGAUCAGUACCGCUUCCUUAGUGGAGGCUCUAUUCCUGUUCCUGGUCAAAGCGAUGCAGAUAACUUCACCCAGACUGUAGACUCCAUGAGCAUCAUGGGCAUCACCCCUGAGGAGUCAACAUCCAUGAUGAAGGUGAUCUCUGCUGUGCUCCAGUUUGGGAACAUUUCCUUCAUGAAGGAGAAGAACCACGACCAGGCCUCUAUGCCUGAUAACACAGCUGCUCAGAAACUGUGCCAUCUGCUGGGCAUCAACGUGCUGGAGUUCACUCGGGCCAUCCUCACUCCCAGGAUCAAAGUGGGUCGAGAGUAUGUGCAGAAGGCCCAGACGAAGGAGCAGGCCGACUUUGCUGUUGAGGCCUUAGCUAAGGCCACGUAUGAGCGUCUGUUCAGAUGGCUGGUGCACAGGAUCAACAGAGCUUUGGACCGCAGACAGAGACAGGGAGCCUCCUUCAUCGGCAUCCUUGAUAUCGCUGGAUUUGAAAUCUUCCAGCUUAACUCCUUUGAGCAGCUGUGCAUCAACUACACCAACGAGAAGCUGCAGCAGCUCUUCAACCACACCAUGUUCAUACUUGAGCAGGAGGAGUACCAGCGCGAGGGCAUCGAGUGGAACUUCAUCGACUUUGGCCUGGACUUGCAGCCUUGCAUCGACCUCAUUGAGAAACCAACUCACCCGCCUGGUGUUCUGGCCCUGCUGGAUGAAGAGUGCUGGUUCCCCCGGGCAACAGACCGCUCGUUUGUGGAGAAGGUCUCCAACGAGCAAGGCACCCAUCCAAAAUACUUCCGAUCAAAGCAGCCUCGACAGGAGGCGGACUUCUCCAUCAUUCACUAUGCUGGAAAGGUGGACUACAAGGCUGAUGAUUGGCUAGUGAAGAACAUGGAUCCUCUGAACGACAACGUGGCGUCUCUUCUGCACCAGUCUUCUGAUCAUUUUGUGUCAGAACUCUGGAAAGAGGACAUUCAAACUCUUCCUCGUGUCUACUUCUUUGACUCGUAUGCCACAAUACAGGCGAAUGGCUCGGACAUGGACCGGAUCGUGGGUCUGGACCAGGUGUCCACUGGGGAGAGCAGCGGGCCAGUCACGUUCGGUGCUUCAAAUCUGAAGACGAAAAAGGGGAUGUUCAGGACUGUCGGUCAGCUCUACAAGGAGUCUCUAACCAAGCUGAUGGCCACGCUGAGGAACACCAACCCCAACUUUCUGCGCUGCAUCAUCCCCAACCACGAGAAGAGGGCCGGGAAGCUGGCGCCACACCUGGUUUUGGACCAGCUGAGGUGUAAUGGUGUUCUGGAGGGGAUCCGUAUCUGCAGACAAGGCUUCCCAAAUCGCAUCCCAUUCCAGGAGUUCAGACAGAGAUAUGAGAUCCUGACUCCUAACGCUAUCCCCCGCACCUUCAUGGACGGUAAACAGGCAUCAGAACUCAUGAUCAAAGCUUUGGAGCUGGAUCACAACCUGUUCAGGGUGGGUCAGAGUAAAGUCUUCUUCAGAGCCGGAGUCCUGGCUCACCUGGAAGAAGAGCGAGACCUUAAGAUCACUGACACCAUCAUACGCUUCCAGAGUGCCUCCAGAGGCUACCUCGCACGCAAAGCCUUCACAAAGAAGCAGCAGCAGCUGAGCGCUCUGAGGGUGAUGCAGAGGAACUGUGCAGCUUACCUCAAACUCAGGAACUGGCAGUGGUGGCGGCUGUUUACAAAGGUGAAGCCCCUGCUGCAGGUGACCCGGCAAGACGAAGAGAUCCAGGUCAGAGAGUCCCAGCUCCAGAAGGCCAAAGACAACCUCACCCGAGUGGAGCAAGACUACUCCGAGCUGGACCGGAAACACGCUCAGCUGAUAGAAGAGAAAUCAGUGCUUGCCGACCAGCUGCAGGCAGAGGCAGAGCUGUUUGCGGAGGCAGAAGAGAUGAGAGCCAGGUUGGCCGCUCGGAAGCAGGAGCUGGAGGAGGUGCUGGGCGAGCUGGAGAGCCGGUUGGAGGAAGAGGAGGAGAGGGGUGUGCAGAUGACCAAUGAGAAGAAAAAGAUGCAGCAGAAUAUACAGGACUUAGAGGAGCAGUUAGAGGAGGAGGAAAGUGCACGACAGCGCCUCCUACUGGAGAAGGUGACUUUGGAAACAAAAGUUAAGAGUCUAGAAACGGAUCUGAUGAACGCUGUGGAAGGGAAAGACCGACUUGGCAAGGACAAGAAACAGUUAGAAGAGCGCCUGAGUGAAGUGACAGAUCAGCUCACUGAGGAAGAGGAGAAAACUAAAAGCCUGAACAAACUCAAGAACAAACAGGAAGCUGUCAUCGCUGACCUUGAAGAGCGUCUGAAGCGGGAGGAGCAAGGUCGCUUGGAGCAGGAGAAAUGGAAGAGGAGGAUGGAAAACGAGACCCAGGAGGCCCAGGAGCAGCUGUCCGAUCUGGGCAUGAUGUCUUCUGAGCUGAGGGGCAAUCUGUCUCAGAAAGAGAAGGAAAUCACCGUCCUGCAGGGCCGGUUGGAGGAAGAAGGUGCGCGUCGUUCGGAAGCUCAGAGAUCGCUGAGGGAGGCCAUGUCCCAGGUGUCUGAGCUGAAGGAGGAGGUGGAUAAUGAACGAGGGAUGAGAGAGAGGGCGGAGAAGCAGAGGAGGGACUUGGGGGAGGAGCUUGAGGCUUUAAGGACUGAGCUGGAGGACACUCUGGACACCACAGCUGCCCAGCAGGAGCUAAGGUCUCGUCGUGAGGCAGAGUUAAACGACCUACAGCGAUGUGUUGAAGAUGAAACCCGCCGCCAUGAAGCUCAGCUGUCAGAAGUCCGAGUCAAACACAGUGCCGCGAUAGACAACCUGCAGGAACAGCUGGACAACAGCAAGAGAGCCCGUCAGUCGCUGGAGAAGGCUAAGGGAAUUCUGGAGGAAGAGAGACAGAAUCUGAGCUCUGAGCUUAAGAGCCUCCAAGCUGGUCGCACGGAAAGCGAGAGAGGCCGAAAGAGGGCAGAGAGUCAGCUGCAGGAGCUCAGCGCCCGACUGGCUCAGGCAGACAGAGAGAAGGAGGAGAAGGAGGAGCGAGUGCACAAACUUCAGUGUGAGAUUGAAUCCGUCGCCGGCAGUCUAUCUUCCUCAGACACCAAAUCUCUCAAACUCUCAAAAGAGGUCAACAGCCUGGAGAGCCAGCUGAAUGAUGCAAAGGAGCAGCUGCAGGAUGAAACUCGACAAAAGAUGGCUCUGGGCACGAGGGUGCGAGCGCUGGAGGAGGAGAGGAACGGACUGAUGGAAAGACAGGAGGAAGAGGAGGAGAGGGCCAAAGAGUUAACUCGGCAGAGUCAGACUCUCACCCAGCAGCUGGCAGAGCUCCGCAAGCAGUCAGAGGAGGUGAACACAGCAGUGGAAGUCGGAGAGGAGACACGCAGGAAACUCCAGAGAGAGCUGGACAGCACCAUACAGAGGGAGAGACAGAAAGAGGAGGAGAAGGAGAGAGUGGAGAGGCAGAGGGAGAGACUACGGGAGGAGAUUGAGGACUUGGCGCUCGCCCUGCAAAGAGAGAGACAGAACUGCAUGGCCCUGGAGAAGAGGCAGAAGAAGUUCGACCAGCUUCUGGCAGAGGAGAAGGCAGUGAGCGCUCGUCUCGCGGAGGAGAAGGACAGAGCAGAGGCAGACAGCCGAGAGAAGGAGACGAAAAUACUGACACUUUCACGAGCCAUGGAUGAUACCAAUGAACAGAUGCAAGAGUUAGAGAGGUCCAACAAGCAGCUCCGCUUGGAAAUGGAACAGCUUGUGAACCAGCAGGAUGACGUCGGAAAGAAUGUCCACGAGCUGGAGCGGACCAGGAGGACCUUAGAAACAGAAGCCACAAACCUACGGGUCCAGACGCAGGAGCUAGAAGAGGAGCUGUCGGAGGCGGAGAACUCAAGGCUGAGGCUGGAGGUCACCCUGCAGGCGCUCAAGGCUCAGUUUGAGAGGGAGAUCAUCGGCAAUGAGGAGAAGGGAGAGGAGAAGAGGAGGGCGCUCAGUAAACAGGUUAAAGAGUUGGAGAUCCAGCUGGAGGAGGAGAGGAGUCAGCGGUCUCAGGCUGUUUCGGCUAAGAAGCAGCUGGAAUCAGAACUGCAGGACUAUGAGUCCCAGGUGGAAACAUCCAGCCGCGGCAAAGAGGAGGCUACGAAGCAUCUGAGGAGGCUGCAGGGUCAAAUGAAAGAAGCUCUACGCGAGCUGGAAGAGUCCAAGUUGUCUCGGGAGGAGGUGAUCGCACAGCUGAAAGACAGCGAUAAGAAGAUCCAGACACUGGAGGCAGAAGUCCUGCAGUACACUGAGGAGCUCGCCAUGUCUGAUAGACAGAGGAGACAGGCCCAACAGGAGAGAGACGAGUUGGCAGAUGAGAUGGUCAAUAGCAGCUCUGGAAAGAACGCGAUAUUUGAGGAGAAGAGGAGGCUAGAAGCACGAGUCAGUCAACUGGAGGAGGAGCUGGAGGAGGAGCAGACUAACGCUGAACUGGUAGCAGACAGACAGAGAAAGACUGCUCUACAGAUGGAGACCAUGACUGUGCAGCUGCAGGGAGAGAGGACUCUGGCUCAGAAGGCGGAGUCUGCUCGGGAGCAGCUGGACAGGCAGAACAAGGAGCUGAAGACCCGACUGGCAGAGAUGGAAGGAGCAGUGAGGGGCAAACACAGGCUCAGUGUCGCCGCGCUGGAAGCUAAAAUAGAGUCGAUGGAGGAGCAGAUGGAACAGGAGAGACAGGAACGAGCAAUCGCAAACAAACUGGUGCGAAAGACUGAGAAGAAACUGAAGGAGGUGAUGAUGCAGGCAGAAGACGAGAGGAGACAUGCAGACCAGUACAGAGAACAGCUGGAUAAGUCGAUGGUCCGCCUGAAGCAGCUGAAGAGGCAGCUGGAGGAGGUGGAGGAGGAGAACUCUCGCUCCAACGCUCAGAAGAGGAAGCUGCAGAGGGAGCUGGAGGAGGUCUCUGACAGCAGCCAGACAAUGAAUCGGGAGAUCACCUCCCUCCGUAACCAGCUCAGCGUCCCAGAGUGGAGGGGAGAUAAGCGUGCACCGUUGCCGCUGUCAAUGCGUGGACGCAGAGCGCUGGUUGACGACCUCUCGUAUGAGAACUCUGACUCAGAGGAGCCCCCCGCCUCCCCGACCCCCUCCUCUGGACUCCCUGGGACCCCAACUCCCUCCUCUGAACACAGCCUGGACCCUCCACCGCCCUACAGCGUCAACAACACCGAGUGAUGCAAGCAUAGCCUCAUUUACACACACACACACACACACACACACACACACACACACAUAAUGGCCUCUCACAGCCUUGACUUCUCAGGGGUGAAUGAGUGACACACACACACACACACACACACACACACACACACACACACAUACACACACACACACACACACACACACACACACACAGAACAAACAUACACUACUUUAUGAAAUCAUUUAGGAUGCAUACAUCAGGCGCUUUAACCUCAGUGACAAACAGAUAAAAUGUAAAAAUUAGAUUUUACUAAAGAGGAAACUGGAAUUGAUUUUGGUUUUGUAACAAACUGUGACAUAAAAUCAAAACACUAGACUGGAAAUUUCUACGUCUCUGGAAUGAACUUCUGAGAAACUUAACUACAUCUCCCAGAAUUCAAAUGGGAAAGUGAAUUGUUUUCAACUAAUUUCACGAUGCUGUACAGUUAUUAGAAUGCAGAAAACAUUAUGAUGGUGACAUCUUUUACACUAGGAGGUAUUUCAGAAUCAAGCCAUGUCUGAACUCUUUGAUAAGAGUUAAACACUAACAAAACCUGAUUUUAAAAAAGGUUGAAAAUAUUUCUAAAAAGGUGUUUAGACAAUCUGUAUACAUGUAACAAAUUGUGAUUAACAAGAAAAGUCUAACACACCAACAUUUAUGUCAGUUUUUAACGAAGCAUAGAUGAGACAGUUUGACUAAGAUCAGAAUCAGAGAGAUAAAACAGUGAUGACAGCCAAUGGGAAGAUAAUCAGACAUACUGGGGGGACUUAGCAAUAGAGAAAGAGCAACUAGUAAUGGAUAUUUAAUGAAACUUUUUAUUGAAGAUGGACUACACUAAGUUCGAUGACAUUUUGGUCUCAUUUUGUGUCCAGUUAUAGAGACACAAACACCCGGUCAUAAAAAGCAGCCUGGACGCAUUAAGCUGCAUUAAAGCUGUAUUAAGUGAUAAAUCCUUUUACUGUAGAUUAGAAGCAGUUUGUCGUUAGGUACCGCAGAAGGUAGUAUUAGAUAGUUUCUUGAACUAAAGUCUUAACAUAUUGCUUCAUAAAUUUGUAUAAUUUAUAUCCAAUGUGAACUUAAGUUAUUAAUCACAGGUUCUGUUCUGUGUGAAGCCUGUUAGUCAGAUUAUUUUGGCCUGAACUGGGUCGCAUCACGGCUCAGACGUGUUUCAGUCAGUGUCACAGCAUCAGAUCUCAGAGGGGAAGUUGCAAAGAUUGGUGGUUGUAAAAGAAGUACAGAUUUAUGGAUUCUCUCCCACAGCUGCAUAACUAGACAUUAACUGUGGAGGGUGAACUUUAUAGAUUCAUCUGUUCAUCCAAAUCAGGACAAUUUGUGACACCAGAUCCUCUUUUUCUGUCUGAGACGCAUCAAAUGCAUCACAUUUGAUUUCCACAAGCAUCUUGUACAUUGUAAUUUUUACUGAGUAACUUUGUAAAUUAUUGAUCAUCAAAGCUUUUUUCUUUUAACCAAAUGGUGGGCGUAUGGAUGAGAAAAAGGGACUUAAAUUAGUAGUAAAUGUAGAGUAGCAGUAGAAUAAAUAGACAACAGAAGUAGAGGCUUGUGAGUCUCUGCUUGCUGUUAAUGUAGAAAAGGUAGAAUAACUGAGCAUGAGACUCAAAGCAUUUUUAGAUACUAGUAGAGUUAGGUUUAAAAAUGAAAAUUGAGGCACUGAGGAAUGAAUUUUUAUGAAGCAAACAGCAAGUAGAACAAGAGUAGUUUUUUUUUUACCCUAGCUGUCAGCCCUAAAAGACGUGUGUGUGCGUGGAGUCAACCACACACAGCUUGAUUACCCUGCUGUCAAAAAGAUAAUGUUGAAUUAAACCUGUUCUGUCCUUCAGUGGAAUAUCUUCAUUUGAACGAUUUUGUUUCAUUAAUUGUUUGAUAUAAUGUUUUGUUUUGUUUGUUUUUUUGUUUUUUUAUUUUUUUACGACCUUCUUCAGCACCUGUUUGCCUGUCAAAGCUUUAAGGCUGUCCAGGAACUUCAUGUGAUGUACAAAUGGCAAUGUUUUUAAAAGGACAGUUUAACAGUUUGGGAAAUGCUAAAAGAUUGAAAUCUGAACCAAAGUAGGCUGUCUGUUAGCUUAGCUUAGCAUAAAGCCUGAAAGUAGGUAAAAAGCUAGCAUGUGACAGAAUCUGCCUUCAAGUAACUCAACAUCACUCAUUUACUCUUUCAUGUUUAGAAAUAUAACAUGGCACUAUUAUGCCAGACUAUUUCCUGGAAUGACUUAAGAUAGACACAUGAAAUAAUCCGUCACAUAGCUGCCUAUGGAACCUAAACUUCAUAUAUUUAGGCUUUUUUUUUUUUAAAUACACAUGAAACAAACAAGGUGAUAUGACUACAUCUUGUUCCAGUCUAUAUUCUAAGCUAAUUAAGGUUAAGGUCCUGGCUCUAACUUUUCGUGAAGUAUAUUUUUCCAAGCAUCAGACUGUUCAGCAAUAGUAAGGGUAUUUCCCAAAUCCUCAAACUGUCCUUCUAAAUGAAAAGAAUGUCACUGGUGCAUUAACUUUUAAUUGGAACUAAAGAAAGAUAAAGAUUGUGUGAAAGGAAAUCAAAUAUCCUGUUUCUGUAAUCGCUCUGAAUGUGUUCUUUUUAUUUUGGUUAUAUAUAUUCAUUACAAAUGGCGAGGAUAAAAUGAUUGUGUUGGUGUUAACCGUUUAUUACACAUCAAACCGUUUCAGUGAUUUCUGGUGAACAGGGUUGUUAUGACUGCUCCUUCUUCUUCCUUCUGUUUUUACAUUGAAUGAAAUGCAAAGCUCACAUCUAAUCUGAUCAAAGAUUAAUAAUCAGACAGACUGUAUGUUUCAUGUGUAUCCAUAUUUUCAGACGUUUAAGCUUUGUUUUUGCCAUAUCACUUCACCGUGAUUACCAAUGAGUGUCGGGUGAAGAGAGAUCAAGCCCGUCGGGUCGAGAAAAAGUUCUGACGACAUAUAUUUAACGCCCUGAUGAAGGGCUUUAUUUUUUAUUUUCUGAAUGUACAAUUCUUUUAUCUUAGCAAUAUGCAAAGGAUUUUGUUUGAAGCUUUGUUUUUUAAGAUGUCGUGUAAACGCUGCACUUUACACAUUACAAGUAGAGAUAAACACAGCUGGUAACGUCCACUCUGGAGGGUUGUGAUUUAUCUCAAAGAGGCCGACAGCAUUAAGCCAAAUGAGCUAACAUCACGUGUCCUGACUCAGAAGUUCACAUUAAUGUUAUCUCAAAAUGUCGUAUCAACGUCUGAACGUGGCGGCUGUGUCCACGUCUUUAGAGACCAAAAUCUGAGGACAUGUGGAUUGAAACUGCUGAAGCGAGAACGGAUGAGUUCUGUUCAUGUGUAGCAAGAGACGAGGCCGGUGCUUCUCUGAGGUGUUAUUUUUCUCUCUGCGUUUGUUUAUGGCUACUGUGGAACUUGAAACAUUUUGGAAAAAUGUGUUUUAUUGUUUUAGCCUUUUUUUGUUGAUGAUGCUGUUAUUAUAAAACAUCUGACUGGGGUUAACUUUAAUACAUGUUGUUGGUUUGGA